AUGCGCGACGCCCUCGCAGCCGCGGAGCUGGUGUUGCGCGGAGCUGGCGGAACAUCGGCGGAAGGGCAGCGAGGAGAAUGCGCGGGGGCGGGAGAAGCAGGCCGAUUAGACGCGAAGAAUCGUGCAUCUGCGCCGGGUUCGGGUUUGGACCGCUGCUGUUCGUCCACGUGUACGGCUCUAGAUGCUGUCGUGGCAGCCGUUAGAUGUUUAGAGGAUGUUGGCGGGGGAAGGAGCGCUGCUGUGGGCUCAGACUCAUGCGCCAUACGCCGUUGCAAGGCACCCACAGGUGUGUGUGUGGGGAAGAGUGGGGGAGGAGGGCGUGUGUGUGAUCUGGUGACGCCAGCAGCAGAAGGCCAGUGGCGCAAGUACCGGAGAAUCGUGGGGGCUCUGGAGCAGCUUCAGGGGAGAAAGGAGUGCGUGCGUGCGUUCAGGGCAAUAGAGAAAGAAGAGGAUCUGGACGAAGUGCGGACGGAGAAGGGUAGCAUGGGCACGUGGGGGGAAGAUGCCAAGAGGGAGCGCAGAGAUUAUGGGGGAUGGGGAAAAUCAACGAGGGAGGGUGAUGAGGAGGAUGUAGAAGGUAUUGAGGGCAUGGGAGGUGAGGUGGAUUGGACGGGAGGGAGAGAGGAAGAGGGAAAGACAAGGGUUGUGGGAAAGGGAGAGGAGGAAGGAGAAGAGGAGGGAGAGGAGGGAGAGAAAGAGGGAGAGGGAGAGGACGAAGAGGAGGAGGAGCAGGAGGGCCCGUGGGACACAGUGGGGGCGGUGUGUUUUGAGGUGGCAAGCGGAGCAGCAGCAGCCGCGUCUAGUGGGGGAAUAGCUUUCAAGGCGCCUGGCAGGGUGGGGUGUGCAGCAAUGCACGGGGCAGCCUGCUGGGCUGAUGCCUCCAUCAGCACCGCAUCCAACCUACCCAAGUCAUCAGCAGCAGAUCCAGCAUGCUCAGAGGCUGCUCAAGAGAUCAGCGUCAGAGGCGAUUUCCAUGCAGCGGCAGUGGAAACUGAGUCAGAGCAUGAUCAGAAGCAGCAGCAGCACCAGCCGCAGAUGCUUGCUGUGGCUGCCAGUGUGUCCGGGGCCGGUGAGCCAAUCGUGGAGUGCCAGCUCGCACGGUGCGUGUGCGAGGCGGCCAUGGAAGGUGGUGAGUCUGACCCUGCAGCGAUGGGGAUUGCCAGGCUCAAUGCUCAUGUGGCAGCUCUGUCAGCAGCAUUAGAUGAUCAGCAGCAGCGGGGGGAAACAGAGAGGAAGAGGCAGUGGCCCGUUGCUUCCGAUGUUGGUCUGCUGCUGCUCUCUGCUUACCCGCAGCAUAAGAAUGGUGAAGUGGCAGUGGAGCUGACGGCAUCCUUUCAGGCUCGCUCAUUUGGAUUUGGAGUGACCUCUUCUGCUGAUACUCGGUUAGAUAUGGCGGAGGCAGCGGCUGCAGCAGUGGUAUCGCGACGACAUCACGACGAGCCAGCAGGCGAUUCCGGCGACGCUGGCGACGACAUCAACGACGCGUUGGGUCGCAGGAGUCCUAGAGGGAGCGUAAACCGCCAUUCCCCAGGGAACUCGCGCUCUUCGCCUAACUCCGGCUCGUUACCCAAGUCCGGUUCGCUUCCAAAGUCACCGUCAGGCGCGCUACUUGAUCCCUCCUCGUCCGCUUACUCCGCCGGUCGCUCGUUUCCGAAGUCAUCCUCGUUAUUAGACGACCCCGCUAAGUUUGAGGCGUAUGAGCAGCUCAACCUACACCAGGCGCGUUCUUCGAGGCAUCCGAGCGUUAAGGCUGGCCGCUCCUCCUCCUCCUCUUCCUCUCGAGGGAAGCUGAGUGUGCGGUGGGCUUUGGAGGAGGGAGAGGAGGGGCAUGAGGGAGUGGGGAGGAGGAAGAGUAGUGUGGCUCGGGUGGAGGAAGGGGAUGGGGAGGAGAUGGGUGAGGGGGAUGGGCUGAUAGGCGGAGAGGGGGGUGAGGGGAGAGAAGAGGAAGGAGGGGUUGAGGGGGACGGAGAGGGAGGGGGAGGGAGGAGGCGGAAUGGGAAGCUUUUUCGGAUGUUGAGUGCAGAUUUUUGCGUUGGAGGGGAGAAUGGGGGUAGGAGUGGGGCGUAUGGGGGAAGGGGUAUGGAUGAGGGGAGCAGGAAUUGGGGGAGAGGGGGGAGAAGUAUUGGAGGAAGGGGGGGAUGGGGAGGGUCAAUGGGUUGGUGGCGGGGUUGGGGGAGAGAUGCAGCAGAGGGAGGGGAUGUGAGUGAUUGGGGGGAAGGAGGGUCAGGAGGAAGCGGAGGACGAGGGGGAGGAGGAGGAGGCGGAGGAGAGGGAGGAGUGGGAAGCAACAUGAAGGGGAUAGUAGGAGAGGGAGUGGCUCUUUUAGAUGAUGAGGAGGUGGAGAGGAUGGAUGACGAGGUGAUUCAAGCCUUGUUCGAGCGAGUGGUGGAGGCACAGACGCAGCUGCACAAUUAUAAGAACCUUGUCGCCUUUUCACUCUUCACCGCGCUCUACCUCCUCAUGCUCUGUCUUCAGGACUACUCAGGGGACUCAAGCUACUCCUUUGCCAGCAGCAGCGACUUCUACACCUGGCUUAACAACAGCAUCAUUCAGGUGGGUCCAUUCCACAGGGUUAUUGCCCCACCGUGGGCCUGA
Messenger RNA from Closterium sp. Naga37s-1, 2595 nucleotides. The record is from the annotation of a GenBank genome assembly. NCBI's taxonomy places the organism in Eukaryota, Viridiplantae, Streptophyta, Zygnematophyceae, Desmidiales, Closteriaceae.